CUAAUAUCAAACUAUUCAUAACCCAAGGGGGCUUGCAGUCGAUGGACGAGGCGAUCUACGCCCACGUGCCGAUGAUCGGAAUACCGUUCUACGGCGAUCAACCGUACAAUGUAAGAAGGAUGGCGAGCAAAGGAAUCGGUCUGGAACUCGACCACCGGACCUUGGACAAGGAAAAACUCAAGGCGGCCAUUUUGGAGGUCGCCAACAACCCCAAGUACCGCAACACCUUGAAAAGGUUGGCGCAACUGGCGCAAGACCAACCGAUGACGGGAAUCGAGAACCGAACCGAGUCGACUUACGUUGCGAUCCGUUCUCGACGAAGUGCACCAGCUCCACGCACAACGUCGCGACGUCACCGAAGUCCUUGUCGUGCUCGAGCUUCGACAGUUUCGCCUUGAGAUUGCGAAGGACGACGUCGAUUUCGUCAUCGCCGACGCUAUCCCUCGUCUCUAGCUCGCGAACGAUUUUACCUACCCCCUCGUAGAACCACGCGAAGUUUUCUUGGGCCACCUCCUUCAGGUUGUAGCGGACCUUCUGCGAGAACCUGGUGAUGUCCAUUGCGAGAUACUUGGCGCUGACACGUUGCGCUCCGUCGUGGUGUUCGGUUUCGAACGCGCGACGAAUGUCUCGGAUUGCCGCGAGGUAAUCCCCGAAGAUGGUCUUGAGCGUAGCGCGAAAUUCGGGGUAGUGAAGCUGGACAUAAAUUAAAAAUUGGAAUUACGUCCUAGACAUCUCAUUAGUGCAAUUCGUGAAACAAAUUUCUGACAUUUGUAAUAUUUUGUCGCUAUUCAAAAUUUUUACGUCUACGCUCCGUCAAAAAACUUAAUUCUAAAUUACGCGGUUUUCGAUUUGCAAUGAAAUAUGUCAAAGUGUUAUCCUGUUAAUUACGAAGAAGAGUACGCUUUGUUAGUGGAAGGCCGUAAUCCGCACGAAAAUUGCGGCCCCACAAGCUCGCGAUGGAGGAGGAAUGUAAAUUUAUGUCCAAGAUCGUACCAUCGUAGUUAUCCUUCCGGCGUCAUCUAUUGUAAUCCCAAAUUUUCUGCGGACAGUUCGCAAGCGACUCUUGCGUACGAAGGCGAGCUUGAUGAUUCAUAUGGAAGAGGCAUUGCCGCAUAUUCCGUGAUGGUUGCACAAAAGUACCCUUACUGUUUAAAGGCUCCUGAUGCGCCAAGACUUUUGAAAGGUUCUGUUAAAGAUGAACGCCCUAUGUACUGCGACUACGGGAAUAUGUCACCACGUUCGAGUAGUAAUAGAAGGCUGUAUGAGCACCCGCAGUAUCCUAAGGAAUCAGUAACAGACGAUGAAAUUUCUGUGGAAGACUCAGACUCACCACGCCCAAUUUUAAAAAACUCCAAAAGAAGUGUGCGCAAUGAUGGAAAGGGUAAUUUACAAUCGACUUACAGCAUGGAGAAAAUGGUGCGAAAUUUAAAUAACCUUAACAAGCACACUCUUGGUGGAAGAAAACUAAAGCCGGAAGAAGUACGGAUGAUAACCGAACGAUUGAGGGGUAGACAACAUGCUAAUGAUCAAUACGUGUGCAACAGAAGCAGGUUUUUAAAUAAAAGUUAUGAGCAAGCUGCUAAGGUCUUAAAAGGAGCGCAAACUAAAGCAACACUUGGCAAAAAGGAAGAACCGAGCGACUCUUACAGCGUAACGAGGUUCCCUUAUGAUACUACAAAAAAUUCCCAACUGAGAAUUGACCAUCGGUUAAGCAGGCGUCAGUUGGCAGUUUCAUCCGAUCGGCAUGGACAUAUUUUCCUGGGCUCACAAAGAUUGAUACAACAAGUUAGUCCACAGUUUGCAGUUCUGAACCAAGCAGUAUGCUCAGCCAUACCUGAAGAACAACCUGAAACCACCGAUCUGAAGUCGACAGAAAUCGAGCAUCCCGUCAAAUUGCAAAAGGAAGGCAGCGUUACGAUCGAAUUCUCGUCAACAGAGAUUACUCGAAAGCGCUCAUCGCAAAUUAGAAAAGGGAGAGGGUCCAUUAUACGUACAAGUAGACGAAACCGGCGAGUGAACAAACGCCCCCUAGCCGUUUGCACUUAUACGCAGUUUGUGCAGAAAUUAAUUGCCACAACUGAAGCCACCGUUUACAAAGACAGCGGACAUCUCCAGGAGGGCCAACAGAAGUCCAAUCCUGUCGCUCCCUCGCAACGAAGCGAACCAAAACCUAGCUCGAACUCGCCUUCUCAGCAAAUCCAAGCAAAACCGAGCUCUGUUCAAUCGAACCCGGCUUCUCAGUUUAGCGACCCGAAACCUCACUCUGUUAAAUCCAGUCUCAAAGUGGAAGUCUCUGAAAUGUUGACAAAAUUGGAAGAAAUUCAAAAGUUACUUAGCAAAAAUAAGGCGUCUUCCAAAGAGCUGGAUGUCGUUCAGGAAUUGCUGGACACUUCCGAUAGGAAUUUAAGCAGUGUGUUCACAUCGGAAUUGACAGUGUCGCGAAAUGACGCCAAACCCAGUAAACACGUGACUUACAGCGUUCCAAUCCCCGAAAAAGACGAAGCCGGAAGUAGCUCCCACAAUGUGAAAUCGCACGAUCCCGUUUCCAUAUUAUCUACACAAUCUGCAAUAAUGUCACUAUUAUCAAGCAUAAGUAAAAAAUUGGUCUCGAACAAAUCGUACGAUAAUGAAGCUACUGACGCUCAAAUUUUUCAAGACAUCUUCCAUUCGGAAGAAGAAAGCAACAAGAAGCAAGAAUCCAAAAUACCUUUAAGCAAAAAAGGUGGGGCACGCCAAAUGAACAGUCCGUCCAUUGCGUCGAGCACAUCAACUGUGUAUCCAUUACCGCGCGGAAAUCUCCAGAUCCCCAAACACUCCGCGCCUUCCGUCGUUACGGUCUUCCCAAUUGAAACUCGGGUGAACGAGCAACCCCAAGUGACGAAGCCCGCGCGGAAACGUAUCGGUAAGGUUGGUAAAAGGUACACAGCGGCUGAAAAACCAUCCGACUCUUCGAGCGAUAACUUGGACGAGAUUAAGGUGAGAAGACGUAAACAGAAGGCCGGAAGCCCAUCAACUACGCCAGGCGACAGUAUCCUUCGGCCGUCAGUUUUAAGUUCCCUAAAUAGCGCUCUGUGCAUUAUCAUCGGGUUCCUAUUUAGAUAUUUAAAAAGUCUGUUCAUUCUUUGAUAGUCAUGAGGACCUUCUUGCCAAAUAAAAAUGUUGUCAA
Molecule: messenger RNA, 3166 nt
Organism: Photinus pyralis (common eastern firefly)
Lineage: Eukaryota; Metazoa; Arthropoda; Insecta; Coleoptera; Lampyridae
Exons: 2
Coding region: 862-3126 (754 amino acids)
Source: RefSeq, a predicted model, not a curated record